This is a messenger RNA of Echinops telfairi (small Madagascar hedgehog), 2660 nucleotides long. RefSeq names its product solute carrier family 9 member A2 (gene SLC9A2). Lineage: Eukaryota; Metazoa; Chordata; Mammalia; Afrosoricida; Tenrecidae. The transcript is spliced from 12 exons. Gene Ontology annotation, biological process: proton transmembrane transport; sodium ion transport; regulation of pH. The coding region runs from base 1 to 2439 and encodes 812 amino acids. The record is from RefSeq and is a predicted model, not a curated record. Gene Ontology annotation, cellular component: membrane. Gene Ontology annotation, molecular function: sodium:proton antiporter activity.
AUGGAGACCAUGGGCACCGGGCGGAGUCCCCGGCCGCUGGCGCCACUGCUGCUCCUGCUGCUCCUCCAGGUGGCCUGGCCGCCAGGGGCCCUGGCGGAGACCCUGCAGGGCGCGCCCAGGACUCUGGGCACCAGCUCGAGCUCGCCCAGCCCUGCGAGCGUCGUGGCGCCCGGAACGACACCUUUCGAGGAGAGUCGGCUACCGGUGUUCACCCUGGAUUACCCCCAUGUGCAGAUCCCCUUCGAGAUCACCUUGUGGAUCCUGCUGGCGUCGCUGGCCAAGAUCGGCUUCCAUCUCUACCACAAGCUGCCUACCAUAGUGCCUGAAAGCUGCCUCCUGAUAAUGGUUGGACUUCUGCUAGGUGGCAUUAUUUUUGGAGUCGAUGAAAAGUCGCCACCGGCCAUGAAGACGGAUGUCUUUUUCUUAUAUCUUCUCCCACCGAUUGUGCUUGACGCGGGCUAUUUCAUGCCAACUCGUCCUUUCUUUGAGAACAUUGGCACCAUUUUCUGGUACGCUGUGGUAGGGACACUUUGGAAUUCCAUUGGCAUCGGAGUAUCUUUGUUCGCUAUCUGCCAGAUUGAAGCAUUUGGCCUGAGUGACAUCACUUUGCUCCAGAAUCUGCUCUUUGGCAGCUUAAUCUCAGCCGUAGACCCCGUAGCUGUGCUUGCUGUCUUCGAGAACAUUCACGUGAAUGAGCAACUCUACAUCCUGGUCUUUGGAGAGUCGCUGCUGAACGAUGCGGUCACAGUGGUCCUGUACAACCUGUUCAAGUCUUUUUGCCAGAUGAAAACCAUUGAGACCAUUGAUGUGUUUGCUGGAAUUGCUAAUUUCUUCGUUGUAGGAAUUGGUGGGGUGUUGAUUGGCAUCUUCCUGGGAUUCAUAGCAGCAUUCACCACCCGGUUCACCCAUAACAUCCGAGUGAUUGAGCCACUCUUUGUCUUCCUGUACAGCUAUUUGUCCUACAUAACAGCUGAAAUGUUUCACCUCUCCGGCAUCAUGGCAAUCACAUCUUGUGCAAUGACUAUGAAUAAGUACGUGGAAGAAAACGUGUCUCAAAAAUCCUACACGACCAUCAAGUAUUUCAUGAAGAUGCUGAGCAGUGUCAGUGAGACCCUGAUCUUCAUCUUCAUGGGCGUGUCCACCGUGGGAAAGAACCACGAGUGGAACUGGGCCUUCGUCUGCUUCACCCUGGCCUUCUGUUUGAUCUGGCGAGCAUUGGGUGUCUUUGUCCUGACCCAGGUCAUUAACUGGUUCCGUACAAUUCCCUUGACCUUUAAGGAUCAGUUCAUCAUCGCCUACGGAGGACUGCGCGGUGCCAUCUGUUUUGCACUCGUGUUUCUCCUUCCGGCUGCUGUGUUUCCCCGGAAGAAGUUGUUCAUUACGGCAGCCAUUGUGGUCAUCUUCUUCACGGUCUUCAUCCUGGGCAUAACAAUUCGACCGCUAGUGGAGUUUCUGGAUGUUAAGAGAGCCAAUAAGAAACAGCAGGCUGUCAGUGAAGAAAUUCAUUGUCGGUUUUUUGAUCAUGUGAAGACUGGGAUCGAGGAUGUGUGUGGACACUGGGGUCACAACUUCUGGAGAGACAAGUUUAAGAAGUUUGAUGAUAAAUAUCUGCGGAAGCUUUUGAUUCGAGAAAACCAACCUAAGUCAAGCAUUGUGUCCUUAUAUAAGAAACUGGAAAUCAAGCAUGCCAUUGAGAUGGCCGAGACUGGGGUGCUGUGUGCAACCCCUUCAGUGGCAUCUCUGAAUGACUGUCGUGAAGAAAAAAUAAGAAAACUCACACCUGGUGAAAUGGAUGAAAUUCGAGAAAUAUUAUCAAGAAAUCUCUAUCAAAUCCGUCAGCGGACUUUGUCAUACAACAGACACAACCUAACCGCUGACACCAACGAGAGGCAGGCCAAAGAGAUUCUGAUCCGCCGGCGCCACAGUCUGAGGGAGAGCAUCCGGAAGGACAGCAGCUUGAAUCGAGAUCGCAGGGCUUCUACAUCAACCUCCCGUUAUUUAUCUUUACCGAAAAAUGCAAAACUUCCAGAAAAGCUACAAAGGAGAAAUAAUUUUUCUAAUGCAGAUGGCAACAGCAGCGACUCUGACCCUGGUGCUGGGACCACUGUACUCAAUUUGCAACCCCGAGGGAGGCGCUACUUGCCGGAACAGGUCGCAAGGAAAGCCCAGCAGACCUACAAGAUGGAGUUUAAGAAUGAGGUGGAAGGAGAUUCAAGCAGAGAGCAGCCCCGCCCCUCUUCAACUCCUCACAGCAAAGAAGGGGGCACCCAGACCCCAGGCAUACUUCGACAGCCUCUUCUCUCCAAAGGUCAGAUUGUCCCAGUGAGGGACGAACGUUUGACUGAAGGCAUCCGACCUAAGCCACCACCAAGGCUGGUCCGGAGGGCAUCGGAACCUGGGAGUCGGAAAGCCAGAUUUGGAAGUGAUAAUAAACCUUAAUGAAAAUGGCCAAGGCAGACCUGGGGGAGAUGAACCUAACACAGCUGUAGCUUGUUUCUUUGACACACGACAAUAAUGGGAUCCAUCUAAAACUUUCUAUGGGUCUUUCUUUGGGUGGUAGAGCCAUGUUUUUGAUUAAUGAGAUUGAACACUGAAAAAAAAGUCUUAUAACAUGUCUUUCUGACUUGUUGCUAGCCAUUAUAUUCUUUGAAGGCUUAAAG